ACAGCGAUCACAAACCAUGGCAGAAGAAGCUCCAGCAGCGGCAGCACCGGCCAAGGCGACCAAACCCGCCAAACCAGGCAAGAAGAAGCCCGCACAGAGAACCGGGACCAGCGUCAGCGAGCUCAUCCUCAAGAUCGUAGCCGCGUCCAAGGAUCGGAAUGGUGUGUCUCUGGCCGCCCUAAAGAAGGGGCUGGCUGCCGGGGGCUACGAUGUGGAGAAGAACAAGGCUAGGAUUAAGGUAUCCAUCAAAGCUUUAGUGGCGAAGGAAGCUCUGGUUCAGGUCAAGGGGACUGGCGCAUCCGGAUCCUUUAAGAUCCCCAAGAAGGCUGCAGAGAAGAAGAAGCCGGCAAAGAAGGAGGUUAAGAAAACUGCAAAAGCGAGGAAGCCCGCUGAAGCCAAGAAACCCGCCGCUAAGAAGCCUGCUAAGAAGCAAACCAAGAAAGCAGCAGGCAAGAAACCAGUAGUCGCCAAAAAAGUUACAAAGAAGUCCGAGAAGAAACUUGGAAGAGCGAGCACGGUAGCAGCAGCCAAGAAGGGCUCCAAGAAGGGAACCAAUAAGGCAGCAAAGAAGGCGCCCAAAGCCAAGAAGGUAGCACCCAAGAAGAAGUGAGCAACCCCAUCUCUUUA
Cheilinus undulatus (humphead wrasse) is the source of this 627-nucleotide messenger RNA. RefSeq names its product histone H1-like. The record is from RefSeq and is a predicted model, not a curated record. NCBI's taxonomy places the organism in Eukaryota, Metazoa, Chordata, Actinopteri, Labriformes, Labridae. Gene Ontology annotation, molecular function: DNA binding; structural constituent of chromatin. The transcript has a single exon. Gene Ontology annotation, biological process: nucleosome assembly. Bases 17 to 610 code for a protein of 197 amino acids. Gene Ontology annotation, cellular component: nucleosome.